AUGCCGCGCUUCCUCGUCGAUCCGCACCUCGCACGGCUGCCCGCCGAGGGCGCCACGUCGCUGGCGCCUGCGCCCGCCUCGCGCACGUCGCCCUCGCGCGCACGCAGCUCCCUCAGCACCACGCGGCGCGCUGCCUGCUCCUCGCCCUCUCGGCGCGCCGCCGGCGCAGCAGCUGCCGCCUCGCCCAGCCGGCCGCGCAACCGGCUGCUCAUGCGCACCUCGCCUCCGCCAGCGCCGCUCUUCGCGCGCAGUGCCGCACCGCAGCCGCCGGCUCUGCCCGCCCGCAGCGAGGCAUCAGCCGACGUGCCUGCGCUGCGCACUCUGCGUCCUCUCCGCACCGCCGCCGCAGCAGCGACGCCCCAUCCGAGCGACUCGACCAUCAUCACAUCCUCCCCAGCGGGCGGCGGCGCAUCGCGCGCAGCAUCAACCAGCUCGCUGCGCUCCGCCCUCGCGGCAGACGCAGCACUCAGUGCCGCACGCGUGCAGCAGCGCGAAGCACAGACGCACGAGCGCAUCGAGCGGCGCACGCGCGUGGGCCGCAGGGUCAGAGAGGCGCUGGAGAAGUCCGGGCCGUCUGUGGCUUCUCGGCCGCCGCCACUCCCGGCAGACGAGCCGGAGGCAACCGGACGCCAUUCUGUGCCGUCCAGCGAGGCGAGCAGCACUGAGUACUCCGACGACAUGCGUACCGGCACGACGCAGUUGCCCGCCGAUGCUCUGUUUCCCUUUCACGCAUUCGACGAGACGCAAGCGCACCUGCAUGCCUCACACGACGACGACGACGACGACGACGACGCUAGCGACGAGUCUGCCGCUGCCGUCGCCGAGCUCUCUCGCCACGACGUCGCCGCUCCGACUGCCGAAGCCAAGCUGGCCACGCCGUCAUUGCGCCGCCUCGUCCCUGGCGCAAGAAGAGUGCUGGCGUUCGAGACGCCAAACACGCCGGCCGCCGCCCCUGCUGCUGCUGCUGCUGUUGCUGCUGCUGCCAGUGUGCUACCUCAGGCUGCCCUGGCGAUUGACUCGCCAUUGCCUCGCACUGUGGCGCAGGAGCGCGUGCUCGCGUUCGAGACGCCUGCUGGCGAGGCGCGAGGGCGAAUGGGAGUGCCGCUCGUCGCUGCAGAGGAGAGUCCGGCGGCAAGCACGCUCGCUCGACGUCGUCGAUCGUCAGGCGCAGCGCCUACUGUGCCGGCGGCUGCGGCUGCGUCGACGGCGACGACGAGCUUGGAAGCGCAAGUCUUCUUGCCUGCUCGUCCUUGCCUCUUCCAUCGUGCUCCGCCCUCUCGCGCUGCCAUCCUGGCCGAUCUCGAUGGCUCAAGGCCACGCACGACAGCGCCUGCCGUCGCUGUGGCGCCCUUCUCUGCCGCCUGGCGCCGCGCCAACAGCACCGCUGCUCGCAGCAGCGGCAUGCGGCACGUCCAGCCGCGGCUUUGGCGCGGCUGGAAGGAUAUGCAGACCUACUUCGUCACGCCGCCAUCGUACACCUACCACGCGGCUGCGCCGUCACGCGCGGCGAUGCAAGAGUGGCUUGCUGCUGCUGCUGCUGCUGCUGCGCUCGAGUCGAGCGACUCGGGCUCCUCUCGCCUCUCGCGCGGCGUAGCUCGCGGCGCUGCUGCACGCUCCUCUGCGCCGUCGGCGGUACGCAUGCCACGCUUCGGGCUCUCGACGCUCGAGCUCGAGGAGGCGGCAGAGGCGGCGGAUGAAGUGUCGAGUCUACGUGUCGGCAUUCCACGCUCCAGACGCAGAAGCCAUCGUGGCGCCGCUUCGGCGUCGACGUCGACGUCGACGUCGGCAGUGGAGCUCGAGCCUCGCGCAGAGGAGGAGAGUCAGUGGCCCAUGCCCGAUCUCGGCUCGCCUGCCUCGACCAGCUGGGCGGCGGGGGCCGCUGCUGCUGCAGCGCACUGCUUCACGCGACAAGGCGCUGCUGCUGCGCGACUCGGCUCCGCCCGAGCAGGCGCAAGCACUACGACCGCACAGCAGCAGCAGCCCGACUCGCUCUUCGACUCGCGCGCCAGCGUGCCGUGGGAUGAUGCCAGCGUGUGGGAGAGGUAAAGUAUGCG
This is a messenger RNA of Tilletiopsis washingtonensis, 2054 nucleotides long. RefSeq lists its product as hypothetical. The transcript has 3 exons. Bases 1 to 2046 code for a protein of 681 amino acids. The record is from RefSeq and is a predicted model, not a curated record. Lineage: Eukaryota; Fungi; Basidiomycota; Exobasidiomycetes; Entylomatales.